AGAUAAUUUCGCAGGACGCACGUGUGACUACACUCCUACCAACAUUGAGCUCCCGUACUUGCCUCCCAAUACCACAGCAAAGCUUUCAGCCUCUUGAUGCUGGAAUUAUUCAAAAUUUCAAAGUGCACUUCAAGAAUUUGCAGUACGAAAGAAUUCACCGCCAAAUCUUGGCAAGAAAAUAACUCUGAAAACGUGGCCAAUGAUAGCAACCUCUUUCGUAUUGACAUUUUGACGGCAAUGCGAUGGUCGAAGCUUUCUUGGGGCCAGGUCAGACAAGAGACCAUUAGCAAUGCCUUCAAGGUUAUCUUGGGGCCAGCUACGAGGGUGGAACCUGUAGAAAACUUGCCUGAGGUUGAAGCCUUGAGGCCGAACAUUUCAGAGAUGUACGGAUUCGAUGCAGCCACUAUUUCUCUCGAUAUCAAUUUUUCUGAAGAAGGAGAACCGCCUCCCUAAGACCAACCCAGUCCAAACAACCCAUGAUGAAAAGUCUGAGCCCGAAAUCGAUAUUCCACAACCUCCAAGAUGUCUCCGCGCGAGGUACUUCGCCACCUGCAAGUUG
Molecule: messenger RNA, 559 nt
Organism: Radiomyces spectabilis
Lineage: Eukaryota; Fungi; Mucoromycota; Mucoromycetes; Mucorales; Radiomycetaceae
Exons: 2
Coding region: 97-453 (118 amino acids)
Source: RefSeq, a predicted model, not a curated record